Salvelinus fontinalis (brook trout) is the source of this 1625-nucleotide messenger RNA. RefSeq names its product DCN1-like protein 5. The transcript is spliced from 11 exons. The coding region runs from base 450 to 1151 and encodes 233 amino acids. Gene Ontology annotation, biological process: positive regulation of ubiquitin-protein transferase activity; protein neddylation. Gene Ontology annotation, molecular function: ubiquitin conjugating enzyme binding; cullin family protein binding; ubiquitin-like protein binding. Lineage: Eukaryota; Metazoa; Chordata; Actinopteri; Salmoniformes; Salmonidae. Gene Ontology annotation, cellular component: ubiquitin ligase complex. The record is from RefSeq and is a predicted model, not a curated record.
CUUUAGUUGGGUAGGUAGCUAGCUAAUCAGCUUACAUUUUUAGUUAACUCGAACUAGCUAUCUUUUUUGAUAACAACAAAAAAUCUAAGCCCCAGUCGUGUGUGUAUUGGUGUAAUCUUUAUGCAGAUAAUUACUUUUGUGGUUAAGAUGAUUAAUCACAUGUAUAGUCCUGAUUCAGCCAGAUCAAGAUAACAACGUUGUUUGCUUCACUAAGCUAGCUAACUUACUAACGUUAGUAGGUAAUUGAUUGCCAAAUAACGUUGAUCCGGUAAUUUUACAUUUGAAACUGCAUCGUUGGGAAAGGAUAGUACACAGUGUUCGUACUGGCUGAGGAGACAGAGCUACAGACGGUAUCACAGACACUGGACAGAUUUAAUCUUAUAGAUUUGAAUGGACAAGGAGACCAGAAAUACAUAGCCCAGCUAGUUAACCCGUGUGGAAACUCCGCGAUGCCUGUGAAGAAAAAGAGGAAGUCUUCAGGGUCAGAUGACCCGGGACUCAGGAAGUGUAAAAUCACCUGUUUCUGCAGACCCCAGGCUCCAGGCAGGUUGAUCAGCCCAGAGGACCAGUUCUCCAAUAAGAGAUGUCUGGCCUGGUUCUACGAGUACACAGGUCCAGAUGAGGUGUUGGGUCCAGAGGGGAUGGAGAAGUUCUGUGAAGACAUUGGGGUGGAACCAGAAAACAUAAUCAUGUUAGUUAUAGCCUGGAAACUAGAAGCGCCAAAUAUGGGAUUUUUCACUAAGGAGGAGUGGCUUAAGGGAAUGACUCUACUACAGUGUGACUGCAUAGAGAGGUUACAGGGGAAACUGGACUACCUGCGCAAUCAUCUCAAUGACACGAUCAUCUUUAAAAACAUCUACAGAUACGCCUUCGACUUUGCCAGGGAUAAGGACCAGAGGAGUCUGGACAUGGACACAGCUAAGUCCAUGCUAGCAUUGCUACUGGGGAGAACAUGGCCACUCUUCCCUGUCUUCAACCAAUUUCUGGAGCAGUCCAAGUACAAGGUGAUGAAUAAGGACCAGUGGUUUAACGUCUUAGAGUUCAGUCGUACAGUCAGCACAGACCUCAGUAACUAUGACGAGGAUGGAGCCUGGCCGGUGUUAUUGGAUGAGUUUGUGGAGUGGCAGAAAGCUCGGCUGGCAACGUUAUAGCUGAGGACACACUCGCCAAACCGCAGAAGAGGAGGAAAGAGAGAAGCACACAUGAAGAUGUUCUCCCUCCGUUUGAAAUAUACAGAAACGGCACACACACUAUACAGAGAUGACACACACACACCUUUCAUGGACUGUGCGCACACACACACCCAUACGGUGUCACGGAGCGCAGAUACACUUCCAGUGACGGCCUCUGCGCUUAGUGGGCCAAACAGUGAAGUCCUCUCUCUGAAGAUACAUUUUCAGUGUUAAUUUAAACAAGUUCAACAAGAAGAAAACAAACAAAAAGCUAAACGAAAGGGGGAACUAUUUUUCAUAUAUAUUGCAUCUGUGGCCACAGUUCUCUAGCCAUUGUUAAGCUUGACUGGGGAAUUUUUCGGUUUCCUUGAACAUUUUUUCCCUUAAUUUUUGAGUCUUACCUUGUUUAUAGUAUGUUUUCAGAACAGGAAUAAAGAAUGGAAUUCAACCAAA